CAGCUGAUUCUUUAUUUACCAAUUAAUUUUCGAUGGAAAACGCCAUCACGGAGACGAUUAGAAAUUACUUAGUUAAAUAAAUACAGAUCAGUGGCCGCAAAAUGUUUGGAAACCUGAAAAAGAAGCUGAGCAGUGCGAUUCAGGAGGGCUUGGUGAUAUCGGAAAAUCUGCAGCAGCAAUAUCGCCAGCGUGUCAGUUCGAGCACCCAAAGCAGUGGGAUUACGACCCCCACUUCGCCUCAACUGGGUCUCAACGAAAGUCUGUCCUCCAGCCGGAGCAGUAAUCUCUCCCUAAGUGCUCCCUUCCAGCUAACCGAUGGCGUUCCUAGCCACCUCAAUGUGGCAGCGGGUUGCAGUUUGUUGGCCAAAUACGAGGACGAUUGGCAACAGAUCCAUGGUGCCAACGAGGAGAACGCCGAGAAGGCUGCGCAGGUUGCCUCCCAAAUCUCCGCGGUUCAGAACAAAGCCAUCAAUCAGCGCAGGAUCAUCAGUGAGCUGAACAGCAGUCUGGCGGGAAUUCCCACGCUGAUUGCCCAACUGCAGGCCAGCACAAACGUCCUGAAUUCCCUGGAGCAAAUGGGCCAGCAAUUGGAGGUGGAGCUGGAAAAACUAGAGGAUCUGUGCGAGGAGUGCGAACUCCAGGAGUUUAUCCUCGAGCAGCAGUUUCAAUUGUCGCGACACAAGCAGAAAAAGCUCAACGAAUUGGAGCAAUAUCGCCAACAAAUAGCCUCCAAACACCAAUCCAAGAUCAAGGAUCAGGAGCAGAAGCUAUUGAAACUGCAGAGGGAACGGCAGGCUGUCUUUGAUGACGCUUUCCGCGGCGAUAUGGAGGAGUACAAACAGCACGGCCAGCUACCAAAAAUUCAAACCACCAACAACAAGUUGGCCUUGGAGGAAGUGGUUCUUGAAGCAAACGAAGUGGAGACGAAGGAUGCUCUGGAGCAAUUUCUGAAUGGAUAACUCACGUACACCUCGAAAAAGACUCACUUUUGUGCCUUUAAGUGCAAUAGCAGUGUAAAUUGUUGAAAUAUUCUGAAGGGGAUUCCAAAAUCUAA
Molecule: messenger RNA, 1054 nt
Organism: Drosophila takahashii
Lineage: Eukaryota; Metazoa; Arthropoda; Insecta; Diptera; Drosophilidae
Gene: Dysb
Product: dystrobrevin binding protein dysbindin
Biological process (GO): negative regulation of protein kinase activity
Cellular component (GO): cytoplasm
Source: RefSeq, a predicted model, not a curated record